Brassica napus (rape) is the source of this 1106-nucleotide messenger RNA. Its product is annotated as fibrous sheath CABYR-binding protein. The transcript is spliced from 2 exons. The record is from RefSeq and is a predicted model, not a curated record. The coding region runs from base 274 to 924 and encodes 216 amino acids. NCBI's taxonomy places the organism in Eukaryota, Viridiplantae, Streptophyta, Magnoliopsida, Brassicales, Brassicaceae.
AAUAUACACCAAAAGCUUCUUUUCAUCUCAUGAAUUAUGAUUGCAAGAGAAUAUUAAUUAAAAUCAUACUUAUUUUCUUUUAUAAAAUAUUUUUUCCUUACAGAUAUUAAAAAAAAAAAGAUUCUAUAGUACUGCUUUUUUAGUAUUUGUUUCUACUAUAAAUUAACCAUCUCCUCAAGCAACACUCUUCACACAUCAAAGCAUCACACACACACACAAACACACACUUUCUCUUCUCUUCUUUUGAUCUUUUCCUCUUUUCUACACAUUCAAAUGGCCACUGCUGAUGUUGAACAAGUGACUCCAGCCGCAGCUGAGCACGUCGAGAUGACACCACCAAAGACAGUGGAGCCUGAGGAAACCGCCGCCGCCGUUGUGACCGAGUCUGCUCCAGCUCAGGUAACAGAAACUGAAGCUCCCGUGGAAGAAACAGAGAAACCAACCGAAGAAGCAGAUGAAACCAAAACCGAGACGAAAGAGGAAGAAGCUCCAGUCGAAGUAACCACAAAAGACCUCCCCGUCGAAGAAACAGAGAAACCAGCUGAAGAAACAGAGGAGGCCAAAACAGAAACUGAAGAGAUCAAGAAAGAGGAAGAAGCUCCCGUGGAAGUAACCACUAAAGACCUCCCUGUUGAAGAAACAGAGGAAAUCAAGAAAGAAGAAGAAGCUCCGGCGGUUGUGGAGGAAGAGAGCAAAACAGAGGAAGUUGUAGAGCCUAAGAAAGAGGAAGAAGCUCCGGUGGUCGUGGAGGAAGAGAGCAAAGCAGAGGAAGUCGUAGAGCCCAAGAAAGUGGAGGAGGAAGAAGUGAAGACAGAGGAGACUCCAGCAGUUGUGGAGGAAGAGAAGAAGGCAGAAGCAGAGGAGGAGAAACCCACUGAAGCAGCAGCUCCGGUGGAAGUUGCCGUGGAGAAGGCUGAUGAGUAAAUCUGAAAGAAAGAAGUACACACUAUUCGCUACUUUAUAAGUACGUUGCGUCUUUGCUUUGUUGUUCUGAGUCUGUCACUCUUGGUGGCCCCUUUUGCAUCAUCACCCACCCUCUCUUUAUUCCCUUUCAAUGUUUAAUAUUAUGAAUCCUCUUUAAAUAAACGAAACUCAUCUCUUGCUCA